AUGAUAUUUACUAAUGCAAAUAACAUUAUGCUUAAACUACUAACUAUUACCCUGUUGUUAACUGCGACCUGGAUCACCAUUACAUGGGCAGCAAACCCUAUCGACCGGCACCGGGAGGGUCCCAAUGGUCAGGCCCUAUACGUACACGCCGUAAUUCGCCCAGGUGAUAUUGGCACGGGGCAGGAUACCAGCAAAAACAAGACAAUGGCCGCACUGGUAAGGGCUAUGGGCCGGGGCUCAUGGGGUGGCGACGAUUGUGGCCAUGUGGUGGCCUCGGUGUUGGGCGGGCCCAUGAAGCUGUAUAAUCUAUUUCCCCAGAAUUUGAGCAAAAAUCGGGGUGAAUUUAAGUCGACCGUCGAGGCUCAUGUGCAAAAGUUUUUGCAAAAAUUCAACAAGCUCAAUGAUUACGUGGAUUACGAGAUUAGCUUGGUGUACGCUCGGCCGGAAGAUACUCGACCUACUGGGUUGAAGUUUAGGGCAAAGUUUUAUAAAGGUGGUAAAUUGGCCAGUUCCUUUAAGAGUUGCAAAAUGUGCUCAAAGUAUUUGUUGGACUCAAUGGAUAGGUUUGGCGACGAUUUGUGUGAAGUAUUGUUGAGUUAUCUGUCAUUUGAGGACCGAUUCCGGUUUGGCGACGAUUUGUGUGAAGUAUUGUUGAGUUAUCUGUCAUUUGAGGACCGAUUCCGGUGUGAAUGUGUGUCCACUCAAUGGCAACGAUUGGCAUUCAAUACACAAAAUCAUAUAUCAAUCGGUUAUGAAAACGCAUUCCAGUCAUUAGUUGAGGUUAAGAAUAGUGCGAUAUUUGAAACAAUUGUGAAGAAAUUACAAAACAUAAAAAGUCUGGAAAUAGGAGACGACGGAUGGGAUGAAUUAUUACGGAAUACUAUACCGAUGAUCCAAAUUAUGAUCUUUACUACAAACAAUAUGUGA
Molecule: messenger RNA, 927 nt
Organism: Medioppia subpectinata
Lineage: Eukaryota; Metazoa; Arthropoda; Arachnida; Sarcoptiformes; Oppiidae
Source: the annotation of a GenBank genome assembly